Molecule: messenger RNA, 1509 nt
Organism: Caenorhabditis briggsae
Lineage: Eukaryota; Metazoa; Nematoda; Chromadorea; Rhabditida; Rhabditidae
Exons: 9
Coding region: 1-1509 (502 amino acids)
Biological process (GO): peptidyl-threonine phosphorylation; peptidyl-serine phosphorylation
Molecular function (GO): protein serine/threonine kinase activity; ATP binding
Source: RefSeq, a predicted model, not a curated record
AUGGAGACCCUUGGUCGUGUAUGGAAUCGUCUGUCUAUUCGACGUCCCACUAUAGCCACCCCUGAACCAGUAGAAGAAGAAGAUGAUAUGACUCCUGAGAAGACUCGGGAAGUAUUUCAAAUGUUCAAUGGCACGCCAACAAGAAGGAAAAGUGAAAGUGCUCAUCAUCAUAGAGAAAUUCUGAACCAAAUGGAAAAUCAUCAACCGCGAAAUGCAACUCAAAGUCCUAAAAGGCAACCGAGAAUAUCUGAAAGCUCGAUGGACACUCCUGGAAGUUCUUUAAGGCGGAAUUCAACAGAGACUCAUGUAUUCGCCAAUCGAGCUCAUCUUCAUAGUGAUAUUAAUGUGCCAGCGUGUUCCAGUGAAGACGAUCGCAUAAGUACCAUACGACGAAACAGUUUAUUUGUGAAACGCGGCUCCGUCACUAUGGAACCCAUCAAGAAGGUUGAUCUGGAAGCGGUGUACACUGUAAAUAAGCAAUUGGGAACCGGUCGAUUCGGUUACAUCAAACUCGCAGAACACAAACAGUCCAAACAUCGGAUUGCUAUUAAAUUCUUCCCACGUCCACAGACCAAACAGACGGACUUUGUUCGGGAGUACAAUUACUCAUUCUUCCUGUCCCCACAUCAGAACAUUAUCGACACUUAUGAAGGAAUGUUCCAGUCUUCCGAUGACACGGCCUACUUCUUCGUCCAGGAAUUCUGCCCACGAGCAUCACUUCGUGAAGCCGUCGAAGCUACCAACCAAGCAGGAAUUGGAGAGGCUAACACCAAGAAGGUCUUCGCUGCGGUCCUUUCCGCCAUCGAAUUCAUGCAUGACGAGAAUUUGGUCCACCGUAACCUGAAGGCCGAGAAUAUCCUCAUUUUCGAUGCUAACGACUACUCAAAGGUGAAGGUCACCGACUUUGGACUGACCCGCAAAGUUGACACCACUGUCAAAUAUUUGGAAUACGUUAACAACUAUCAUGCCGCCGAGCUUUGCGACACGGUCGUCAACGAGAAGUUGGUGGUUAACAAGAGCACCGAUAUUUGGGCACUUGGUAUCAUCUUCUUCUACUGCAUGAAGGGAAAGUUCCCAUGGCAGAAGGCAUCGAUUAUGUGUAAACCGUACUGGGAGUGGGAGCAGUGGCUGAAGAGGAAGAACCCAGCACUUCCAAAGAAGUUCAAUCCUUUCUCUGAGAAGGCAUUGAAACUGUUCAAAAAAUCCCUCACUCCACGAUUCAAGGAUCGAUGGAGCGCAAAAGACAUGCGAAAGUGUUUGGUCAAGGAGAAACUAUUGAAAUCAGUCAAGAAACCGGAUGAAGACUACUAUGUUAUGAUUGACACUUCCACAAAGUCGAGACCAUCAGCCGCAUCUACUUCAAACGGUGAAAAUCAGGAAGGCGCUGCUGGAGGAGCCCCAGCGACGGGUGAGAGGAAACAGAAGUCAACUCUCCAACAAUGGAUCAGCACAACGUUGACCGCGAUGGCUGAGAUCAGCGAGCAAGUGGUGUCAGCCAGAGACGAUUGA